Prunus dulcis (almond) is the source of this 882-nucleotide messenger RNA. RefSeq names its product U11/U12 small nuclear ribonucleoprotein 25 kDa protein. Gene Ontology annotation, molecular function: protein binding. Bases 27 to 674 code for a protein of 215 amino acids. Gene Ontology annotation, biological process: mRNA splicing, via spliceosome. The record is from RefSeq and is a predicted model, not a curated record. The transcript is spliced from 4 exons. Gene Ontology annotation, cellular component: U12-type spliceosomal complex. NCBI's taxonomy places the organism in Eukaryota, Viridiplantae, Streptophyta, Magnoliopsida, Rosales, Rosaceae.
UUUUGGGCAAAUGAAACCAAACCAAAAUGGAAGUGGAAGCUAAAAUCCAUUCGCAGUCCAAGUCCAAGAAAAUGGAAAUCCAGUGUGGCAGCGAGAGCACGACAGACCUAAAAAAACAGAUGCAGAAAAUGGAGAUGAUGGAGGAGGAGGGUAAUAGGAAUAGGAAGGGGGAGGUUAGCGUGGAAGAAGGAUAUAGAGAAAACAAGAUAAAGAAAGCAAGGCUGCAGUCGAUGCUGGUUGCCCUUGUGGAUGAUCCUAUACUCUCCGACGUUCCCAAAAACCCAACCUUAUCCGAUGUCGACACCCUCAUCUGCCUCGAAUUGGGCAGCGCCAUGCGCAUCUCUGUCCUCAAGCUCGACGCCACCGCUUUCGAUGUGGCGCUCAUGAAUUCUGCUACGGUCAAGGACCUUAAAGUUGCAAUAAAAAAGAAAAUCAACGACAUGGAGCAAUCAAAGAUGGGUCACCGCCACAUUUCAUGGAAGCACGUGUGGGGGAAUUUUUGCCUCUCAUACCAUAAUGACAAGCUACUUGAUGACAAUGCCGCACUUCAGGAUUUUGGCAUACGCAACAAUUCUCAGGUGCAUUUUGUUCCUUAUGUUGCGCUCAAGGAUUCGCAUAGGCAUUCGAAGAGGAGGAGACACCGCUUCUUUCAUGGCCUUAGCAAGCUUUCUUGAUGCUUAAUGGAUAGUUUUGGUAUCUCUCUCUCUCUCUCUUUCCUUCGCUCAUAGGCAGUAGAAGUAGGCUGCCAUUAGAACAUAUCUGCUGAUGAAUCUUUGAUGUCCAAUCAUCAUCAUCAAGGAUGGAAUUUAUAUGAUAUGUUUUUUGUAGAAUAUGUAAAGAAAAGAUUGCAGACCUGCAGUGCACGACCACACCUUCGUUUUA